This is a messenger RNA of Lathyrus sativus (Indian pea), 1860 nucleotides long. Lineage: Eukaryota; Viridiplantae; Streptophyta; Magnoliopsida; Fabales; Fabaceae. The record is from the annotation of a GenBank genome assembly.
AUGGAGUGCACAAAGAGAAUAACAAUCUCUGAACAUUUUCUCUCUUACAGAACAAAAGUCUUAUCUGGUUUCACAUUAGGUCUUCUAGCUUCUCUCGUUUUUCUAACUCUUCUCUUUUUUAACUCGUCUUUCAAAAUUCCCAAACUCCAAGUUUUUAUUCAAGGAUCUCAAUUGAAUCGAAACUCGUCUUCUUCAUUCUCUAGAUGGCAUUUUCCGUUUUCCACAUUCUCUUCCAAUUCCAACCUUUCUGUUACUACUCCUCUUCACACGAUUCACGAAGAAGAACAACAACAUAGUGUAACUCGGGAAGUGAAUGUGUCAAAUAAGGGUUUCGAGAAUGGGAAAACCAAUUUGGGGAAUUUGUCUGAGAGUUUGUUGGAUCGGGGUAGGGUUGAUAAAGUUGGAAACUUGUCUGUUGGGGAAACACGUUUGGGGAAUUUUUCUGGAAAUUUAUUGGAUCAUGAUAGGGUUGAUAAAGUCGGGAACUUGUCUGUUGAGGAAACACGUUUGGGGAAUUUUUCUGGAAAUGUAUUGGAUCGUGAUAGGGUUGCUAAAGCCGGGAACUUGUCGGUUGGGGAAACACGUUUGGGGAAUUUUUCUGGAAAUUUAUUGGAUCGUGAUAGGGUUGAUAAAGUCGGGAACUUGUCUGUUGAGGAAACACGUUUGGGGAAUUUUUCUGGAAAUUUAUUGGAUCGUGAUAGGGUUGAUAAAGGUGGAAACUUGUCUGUUGGGAAGAGUGAAAUUGAUGGAAAGGGAAACUCGAGUGUUUCUGUGGCGAUGGAGAAAACUAUAGAGAGGAUUGAUGAAAAGUGUGAUAUAUUUGAUGGGAAUUGGGUGAGAGAUGAAUCCAAACCUUAUUAUCCUUUGGGUUCUUGUCCUUAUGUGGAUAGGGAUUUUGAUUGUCAUCUUAAUGGGAGGCCUGAUAGUGAUUAUGUUAAGUGGAAAUGGAAGCCAAAUAAGUGUGAAAUUCCAAGUUUGAAUGCAACUGAUUUCCUGGAAAGGUUGCGAGGACAGAGAUUGGUUUUCGUUGGGGAUUCACUAAACAGGAACAUGUGGGAGUCCAUGGUUUGUAUUCUACGUCAAAGUAUCAAUGACAAGAAACGCGUUCACGAAAUUUCAGGAAAAAGGAGAUUUAAGAAGAAAGGUGUCUACUCUUUUAGAUUUGAGGAUUAUAAUUGUUCAGUAGAUUUUGUGAGUUCAACAUUUAUUGUACGAGAGUCGACUUUCAACGGCAUAAAUGGGUCUUUUGAGACAUUAAGAUUGGAUUUGAUGGACGAGAAAACUAUCAGGUAUCAUGAUGCUGAGAUCAUAGUCUUCAAUACAGGGCAUUGGUGGACACAUGAAAAGACAUCUAAGGGAGAAGACUAUUAUCAAGAAGGCAACCAUGUAUAUCCAAGACUCGAAGUUUUGGAUGCAUAUAAAAGAGCAUUGACCACGUGGGCUAGAUGGAUUGACAGCAAUAUUGAUCCAAAUCGAACACAUGUUUUCUUCAGAGGAUACUCAGUUACCCAUUUCAGUGGUGGCCAAUGGAAUUCAGGAGGAAAGUGCCACAAAGAAACCGAGCCAAUAUAUAAAGGAGAUCAUUUACGGAAAUAUCCCUCGAAAUCGAUGGUUCUAGAUCAUAUCAUCCCAAAGAUGAAAACUCCAGUGAUUUAUAUGAACAUAAGUAGGAUGACAGAUUACAGAAAAGACGCUCAUCCUUCAAUAUACAGAAUGGAAUACAAGACCAAAGAAGAAUGGGCCACUGCAGAGCAACACCAAGAUUGUAGCCAUUGGUGCUUACCAGGAGUACCGGAUACCUGGAACGAAUUAAUCUAUGCAUCUCUUUUAAAAUAUGGUAAAGGCAAUUGGAAAACCUGA